Megalobrama amblycephala (Wuchang bream) is the source of this 2524-nucleotide messenger RNA. Its product is annotated as trace amine-associated receptor 13c-like. Gene Ontology annotation, biological process: G protein-coupled receptor signaling pathway. Gene Ontology annotation, molecular function: trace-amine receptor activity. NCBI's taxonomy places the organism in Eukaryota, Metazoa, Chordata, Actinopteri, Cypriniformes, Xenocyprididae. The transcript has a single exon. Gene Ontology annotation, cellular component: membrane. The coding region runs from base 293 to 1288 and encodes 331 amino acids. The record is from RefSeq and is a predicted model, not a curated record.
UUCAUGUUUUAUAUUCUCAUUAUAUAUUUUUUGUAAAUUUUGAACACAAAAAAAGUUGCGGACUGCAGCUUUAAUUAAAAAAAAUUAUCAAUGAAUAUAUAACUAGUAGGUGGAACAAAAGGUGAAUAAUCAAACGUCAUGUUGAAAGGGUGGUCUCUGUGCUUUCUGUACGUAUAUAAGAGGCAUGUCAGUGAUGAGCUCCAGGAGGCCAAACUGACACGCAUCUUUGUAUGGAUUUGGAAUAGUUCUCUAAUGAAGCAUAGAGUCUACUCAAAAUUGAGCUAUCGACAAUAUGUCUAACUGGGGUGCGACAAACACAGAAAAUGAAACAAUCCAAUACUGCUUUCCGAACAACAAUUUGUCUUGCACCAAAAAUGUAAAACCUGGAGCCGAGUACAUUAUUGUGUACAUAUUCAUUUCUACAAUAUCAGUAUUCACUGUGUUUCUGAACUUGCUGGUGAUCAUCUCCAUCGCUCACUUCAAACAGCUCCACACUCCAACCAAUGUGCUGAUCUUUUCUCUGGCAGUGGCUGAUCUGAUUGUGGGACUGAUUGUUAUGCCAGUACAGGGCAUCAAAUUGAUUGAGCCAUGCUGGUUCUUUGGAGAAAUUUUUUGCUCGAUAUUUCCUUAUAUUUUGUAUGUGGUUACUACAGCAUCUCUUGGUAAUUUGAUUAUUAUAUCUGUGGAUCGUUACAUUGCUGUGAAUGACCCUUUGCGAUAUUCAUCACGGGUAAAUAUUAACAGAGCAGUUUUUUCUAUUGUUGUAAACUGGGUAUUUUCCUGCAUAUAUUCUUUUUUUCUUUUGUAUGACUCUUUACUCUAUCCAGAGAAAAAUCAUACAUGUAUUGGAGAAUGUGUACUUUUUAUUAAGUUGGGAUAUAUCAUAACAGAUGUCUUAGUUACUUUAGUGACACCUUGUUGUUUAAUCAUUUCUUUAUAUCUGAAAAUCUGCUUUGUAGCAAAACAUCAAGCUGAACAUAUCAACUCACUCAGAGACAAAAAGGCCAAGUCAGAAAAAAAGGCUUCAAGAACCUUAGGUGUUGUUGUAAUGGUUUAUCUUCUAUGUUGGAUACCAUAUUAUUUAGCUGCUCUUACUCUUGGGCAAGAUAAAGGUGACUCCUUUGUCAUUAAUUUAAUGUAUUGGAUUUUAUGCAUGAAUUCAUGCAUGAAUCCACUUAUUUAUGCAAUGUUUUAUAGAUGGUUUCGAUUAUCAGCGAAAUACAUUUUGACUCUGAAAAUAUUCGAACCUUCAUCAGAAUACUUGAACCUAUUCCUGGAAGAGAAAUGAUCUUAAGCUGUUGCAUGACUGUAAAGCCUGUAAAGCACACAUAAAGAGUAUAUAUCAACCCAAAAUGAAAAUCAUGUCAUUUAUUCACCCCCAUGUUGUUCUAAACCUUUUUCUUCCUCGGAACAUAAACUGUUUUAAGAAGUAUAUCAUAUUUUGAGAGAUAACUCAGAUUCUUUAAAAUAUAAUUAUGUGUUCCGCAUAAGAAAGAAAUGCGUACAUUUAGAACAAUGAGUUUGAGUAAAUGAUGAUUUUUGGGUCAUUUAAGAUCAUCCGUUUCCAAAUAAGUAGUAUCAUCUUCAUUGUGAAGGAAAAGAUUAUAUCAAUCUUUGUGUAGCAUGUAUGGUUCUGACUUUGUUGUUGACUUAAAGUCCUUCAAAUGUCUAAGAUGAUCUAAAGAACUUAUUUCUAAGAAUACACAAACUCAAAGUGGAAAACUGAUGUACACACAAAUUGUGUUUAGAUGGGAAGAAUAUUGCUGUUAGUGUUAAUCACAAUGAAAUGUGUAGUGUCUAAAGGGACUUUUUAAAGUUAGUUUUGGUCUGUUUUAUUCUGCAAAGGCCAAAGAAAUGUGAUGGUGUGAUGGGGAAAAGUCACUUUGCUUGUAAAGGAUGGAAAUUGAGAGAACAUUUAUUUAUUUUUUGUCAUGUUCAGUGAUAGUCUUUCAUUAAGACUUCUCAGGUUUCAACGCUAAAGAUUAAUUAAAAAUUUUAAUAAAUGAGACAAGACAAAUGGGAUGAAAUGACUAAGGAUUAGUUAGAGUGAUGAUAUGGAUAGUUUCCUGUUUUUCCAUAGUGCCUGUACUGUAUUUAACUUGUCUAACACACAUCUACAGAGAUAUGGGGCCUAUCCAAGUGUGACUAACCAGAGUUACUGUUUCAUCUUUCAAGAGAUGACACUGUAAUCAGUAAAUCUAUAUCUACUUUACAAAUUUUUGUUAUUAAAAGUGAAGGUCUCCUUUAAUUUAAACUGACCUAAAGUAUAUACAGGUCAUGGGAACUGAUGAGGUUAUUGUUAUAGGUCAAAUUAUUGAACGAUACAAACAGUUGCUUUUAUAGUUAAUUAAUUUUUUUAUUAAAAAAACAACUGACGUAAUGAUUUCAAAUGUUUUGAGUUUUAAUUGUGCUUGUGAGUAAAAAGAUAAAUAUUAAUAAAAUGUCUAAUAAUUUAAAUGAUCAAAUCUAACUAUUAACACUCUGAGGUCUGAAAACGCGCCGGCGCGUUUUGCAGGUUUUUUUU